Aspergillus novofumigatus IBT 16806 is the source of this 525-nucleotide messenger RNA. Its product is annotated as Dabb family protein. NCBI's taxonomy places the organism in Eukaryota, Fungi, Ascomycota, Eurotiomycetes, Eurotiales, Aspergillaceae. The transcript has 3 exons. The record is from RefSeq and is a predicted model, not a curated record. The coding region runs from base 106 to 438 and encodes 110 amino acids.
CGACCACCCCACUUUCGUCAUCUUCAAAACUCAACUAUCUGCAUUCAACCACUUUUCAGUGCUGAUAUCACAGCGAAGCGACUUAAGACGGUACACUGAACCAAAAUGGCGAUCAUCCACGUCGUCCAGUUCCAAUUCAAACCCAGCACCAGCCCGGAAGUCAUCAAAGACACAUGUACCCGCAUGCUCAAUCUCAGGGAUAAUUGCAUCCACCCGACAACACAAAAGCCUUACAUCAAGGCUUCCGCCGGGGGAAAGGACAACUCGAUUGAGGGAAUGCAGAACGGCAUCACGCAUGUCUUUGUGGUUGAGUUUGAGAACGAGGCCGAUCGGGAGUAUUAUGUGCGGAAGGACCCAGCGCACCAGGCGUUUGUGAAGAGUCUGGAUGGGGUAAUUGAGAAGGCGCAGGUGGUUGAUUUCACACCUGGUGUAUUCUGAACGAGUCAUUGGCUGUUUUAGCGUUGUAGGUCAGUCUUUGAGAAGUACAUAGAUUCAGGCUUGGUUGAUCAGAUCAAUGGGAAUGCC